Messenger RNA from Aspergillus alliaceus, 618 nucleotides. RefSeq lists its product as uncharacterized. The transcript has a single exon. Gene Ontology annotation, molecular function: thiamine pyrophosphate binding; oxoglutarate dehydrogenase (succinyl-transferring) activity. Bases 89 to 367 code for a protein of 92 amino acids. NCBI's taxonomy places the organism in Eukaryota, Fungi, Ascomycota, Eurotiomycetes, Eurotiales, Aspergillaceae. Gene Ontology annotation, cellular component: mitochondrion; oxoglutarate dehydrogenase complex. The record is from RefSeq and is a predicted model, not a curated record. Gene Ontology annotation, biological process: tricarboxylic acid cycle.
GCACUGACUGGAAAUAAUAUAUAACACUUAUUAUCCUCUUCUCUAAAUCUCUGCUCCGCAAUCCACCCGCAAUCCACUUGCCGCUCUGAUGUCCAAGACUUUACUGAUACGCCGUACUUCCAACCUCUUCUAUCUGAAACCGAGCACGGCAAGAGCAUCAAUGAACCUGGGUAUUAAGCGCGUAAUUUUCAGCUCAGGCCAGGUCUAUGCCCCCCUUUCUAAACACUGUGAAGCCCAAAGUCUAAAAGACGCGGCCAUCACGCGAAUCGAAGAACUCCACCCUUCCCGUGGGCGCAAGUACGACAGAACUUGGAAUGCUUACCCCUACGUUACAGAUAUCGUCUGGUGUCAGGAGGAGACUUUGUGAAUGGAGGCUCUUAGGGCCACGUGGUGCCGCGCAUGGAUCUCAUUCUGCAAAAGACAGAGUCUCAUAGGGAUAAGAGGGUUAGAUUUGCCGGGCGAGAGCCGGCAUCAGGUGUGGCUGUGGGAUAUAAGGUAUUGCAUGCCCUGCAGGAGCAGAGUCUGUUGAAUGAUGUUUUCCAGAUGGAGUAAUAAGUUGGCUAUCUGCCUUCCGGCCAUGACCUAAAUAGAGUAAAAACUCUCAGGGCAGCAGCUCAC